Durusdinium trenchii is the source of this 993-nucleotide messenger RNA. The record is from the annotation of a GenBank genome assembly. NCBI's taxonomy places the organism in Eukaryota, Dinophyceae, Suessiales, Symbiodiniaceae.
AGGGUUGGCUCAAGCUCCGAGCAGGGCAGCGCUGCGAGAAUGGCAGGUCGUGGCGUCGCAGUUCGAGGCGAUGGCCCUUCACCAAGAGGCCCGAAAUAGGCAAUGAGUGCGACAAUUGGUUCGUCCAAGAGUUUCUUGGAAAAUUGCCAAGUGGCCAUAUUAGCGAUGGGCCUCCAAACUAGUAAGCGAUGGCCUCCGCCCUAAGAGCUUCUUUGUUAUAUAUUCUGGAAAUACACAGAAAAGUGUUGCAAAUGUUUGAACAUCAAAAACGUUGGUUCUCAAAUCUUGAGGACGCAUUUGUGGGUCUUCGCCAAACCCUUGUGGAGAUGGUGCAUGACUCUUUGCAGCACAAACCUGAAGGGGUAGCUGACGAAGAGUAUUUCCGGGAGCUGGAGCCGCUUCUCAACCACCUGGCCUCGGAUUGUCUUCGCAGCCAAGCUGAUCCAAAUUCCUUUGUGCGAGAAUGGGUGAAAACCAAAGACAACCAGGAGGCCAUGGCUCGGGUCUCGCCUUUUGGACUCUUGGCCAUGCAGACUUGGCAAAAGGCACGGGAGACUGAUGAGAAGCAACAAAACGUCCAUGGUCUGAAAGGUGUUUCUGCCUUGCAGCACCUUGGUAAGGUUCUUCGGGCACUUCGACAUGAAGGAAUUACGAGCGCAUCUGCCGCCUUCCUGUACUUUAACCCGGAAGAGGAAUCAGCCACUUUCGUAUUGCUUGUGUUUGAGAAACCAAAGUAGGUGUGAAGCCAAACGUUUUGAUUGGCUUUUCCGGUUUGUAUUUGCAAUAUUCUGCAAAAUCCGAGUGCAGAUCUUUAUGUGGAGGACGGAGGACCUCUUUUCAUGUGGCAGUAUUUGACAUCAAAGAGAAAGCUAUCGAAGGAUAGGAGAGUCUCCAGCAAUCCAAAAGUUCAACGUUUCGCAAGCACCGAAAAAACAACGACUCGUCGACUCAUACUCGUCCGACCCCAUGAUCAAUCAUGAUCCUCUUUCGCAA